This is a messenger RNA of Linum trigynum, 381 nucleotides long. NCBI's taxonomy places the organism in Eukaryota, Viridiplantae, Streptophyta, Magnoliopsida, Malpighiales, Linaceae. The record is from the annotation of a GenBank genome assembly.
AUGCGCUUCCCCGGAAGCCGAAGGAGCAACGGGCUUCCCAAGAAGCGAAGGAGCAAUGCGCUUCCCAGGAAGCCAAGGGAGCAACGCGCUUCCCAGGAAGCCGAAGGCGCGAGGCGCUUUCCAGGAAGUCGAGGAGCGAUGCGCUUCCCAGGAAGCCUAAGGAGCAAAGCGCUUCCCAGAAAGCCUAAGGAGCAAAGUGCUUCCCAGGAAGCGAAGGAGCAAGACGCAAGCGGAGGAGCGAUACGCUUCUCAGGAAGCCGAGGGAGCGAUGCGCUUCUCAGGAAGCAAAGGAGCGAUGGGCUUCCCAAGAAGCCGAAGGCGCGUGGCGCUUCCCAGGAAGCCGAAGGAGAAGCACACCCCAGGAAGCUGAAGAAGGACUAA